Messenger RNA from Rotaria socialis, 309 nucleotides. The record is from the annotation of a GenBank genome assembly. Lineage: Eukaryota; Metazoa; Rotifera; Eurotatoria; Philodinida; Philodinidae.
AUGACGGAUAUACGAUCAGUUUCAUCAUCAUCAUCAUCUUCAACAACGUCUAACAAUGUUAAUCAUAUAGCAAAUUCGAAUUCAUCGGCAAUACCCGAUAUUGAUAAUAUGAAUAAUUUAACAACCUAUGUAAAUACAAUAUUUCGCCAAAUGGAAGAAAAAUUCAUGGCUACUAGUGAUCAAGUUAUGAAUCGUAUGAAUGAAUUAGGUCGAAGAAUUGACACACUUGAAACAAGCAUAACAGAUAUCAUUUCGUAUUUACCAACAGAAAAACCAAAUUCAACAGCACAACAGCAAUCAAAAUCAUAA